AUGCCCGAGGUGCAGCAGCCUCGUGACCGCUCUGAGCCUACAGGCGCAUCGGCGCGUACGAAGGGACGAAUCAGGAUUCGUUUGCAUAGCUGUACAGGGGUUCCCUCCAGGAAGAAACUGUACUUGUAUUACAUCUCCCUUCGCCUGGACUCGCCUGGCGAGCCACUUCUCCGGGAGAAGUCGCUUUCCCGGAGCAUCUCUGCCGAGGGCACAGUGACCUGGGACGAAGACAUCUAUAUGGAUGGUCACCGCUCGUCAUCGCUUCGCUUGAGGCUAUACGAGACGCAUGAGUUCAUGUGGGACAAAGUCGUCUGUGAACUCAACACGCCGCUGGACCUCCUUCUAUCAAGGGACGAAGCUUCUCUUACAUCAAAGAGUGGUGUUACUGUUCUCCUCCGACUCACGGUUACGGAGGUCCGCGAUGGGGGCCGUCAAGAGAUGGUGCACGUUAUCACCGACACGCAGGCGCCCGCUGAAUCGCACACCGCUCUCAUGGCCUCUCAAUUGGAUAACGCUGCAUCUGCAGCAAUGCCUGUAGUAGCGAUACAUGAUCAAUGGGGGCCGCUCCUUGAGAAGAUCAGUGCUGUAGCGGAUAUAGCGAAAGCCAUCGCUGAAAUCCACCCCUAUACUAGCAUCGCGUGGAGUGUCAUGUCUGCAGGCUAUGAGCUGGUCAAAAAGCAGAACGACCGCGAUGAGGCCGUUGCCAAGCUUGUUGAGGCUCUGAACUCAACAUACGAUGUUGUUCUUGCUGGUGACAGCCUCUUGAACGCAUCGAUUACACAGAGGAAGGCCAUCUCUACGUUGGUCAAGCAAACUAUCGAGUGUGGUCACUUCGUGCGCUCGUACUUGAAGAAGGGCUUCUGGGGGAGGGCCGUUCGAGUCCCCAUCACCUCCGUCGACAAGGAUAUCGAGGAGUUCCGUCAACAGCUCGGACAACUACAAGCGAGUCUGGUCACCCAUAGUGCUCUCGUAGUGCAACGCGACGUACAUCUUAUACUCGGGAAUUCUGAGGCGAUGGCGGAUAACGUCGACCUUCUCGAUAUGCAGUAUACGAAGACGGCCCGUUGGCGUAGCGGGAAAAGAUGUCUGCCUGGGACUCGCGUGGCUCUAAUAUCUGAAGUUCUUCAGUGGGCUCACUCAUUUGAUGACGAUGCCCCGCGGAUUCUCCUGUUGACUGGCGUAGCCGGAGUUGGAAAGUCAUCUGUGUCCCAUACGAUCGCUAGCAAACUCGAAGAUUCCCACCAUCUGGCGGCCUCCUACUGUUUCGACCGCAACGAUCCAGAACACCAUCGACCAAGUCUACUCUUUCCGACCAUCGCCCGUCAUCUCGCGGACACGCACCUUCCUUUCAAGCACGCGCUCGUCCAUGCCAACAGCGCUGCCACAUUUGGAACACCUGAUCUUGAGGAUCAAUUCGAGAACCUCUUGCUCAAGCCUCUUCGUGAUCUGACCUAUAUCGGACCGCUGGUCAUUGUUAUAGACGCCCUUGACGAGAGCGGCGACGUUCAGACGCGAGCGCUGAUGCUCACGAUACUCUCAAAACGCUUCCCGGAGCUGCCCCGGAACUUUCGCCUCCUUCUGACUAGCCGUCCUGAAGACGAUGUCAUGAAAUCGUUCGAUGAUAAGCCUCACGUCUUGUGCAAAACCGUCCGUUCGGCUGCCAAUGACGAUGUCACGGCCUACAUAGCCAGCAAACUCGUGGAUCGGGAUGGCCGCCCACUCCCUACAUUCACUUACGAUGAUUACAUCCGACUCUCCAACAAAUCCGAGGGCCUCUUCCAGUGGGCCACGAUCGCAUGCACUGCCAUUGUUCAUGGGAACAACCGGAAUCUCCCUCCCACGUCCAAGCAGAUGCGCGACUCGUUUGAGCGCUUCGUGUCACUAUCGUCCGGCGCUCUUGACUACAUCUAUUAUCAUGUCUUGGAGCUUUUGCUUCCUGAACCUUCCGGCGAGGAUGUCAUCUUUCUGAAGAUUCUUGGUUUCAUCGUGACUAGCAAAGAGCCAAUCACUUCCAAUACAAUCUUUGAGCUAUUACAAUUAGCGGACGACGAAAGGGAAUCAAUGGAUAUCUUUCUCCGAGGUCUGGGCGCAGUGCUCACUGGCGUGACGAGCCGAGUUCAGGAACCCAUCCGAACCUCUCAUUCAUCAUUCCGCGAUUUCUUACUCGGGGGAUCGCGUACCGGACGCUUCCAUGUCGACGAAUCCUCCAUACAGCGAGACAUGGCUUCUAUGUGCUUGAAGGUGCUCGACCGAGACCUACAUUUCAACAUGUUUGGGAUCGAAUCCUCCUACUUCACCCACGACGACAUGCGAUCACGUCGUAGAUUGGGAGAGAGUGUCCCUGCAACGCUUGCAUAUGCAGCUUGCUAUGCCGUCGCUCACACCACUCAUUCGGUGCACAAUCCAAUGGAGGCGACUCGGAGUCUUCUCGAGCAGUAUUUCGACCUACUGAGUGAGAGAUUCCUCCCGUGGCUUGAGCUCGCAAGCAUUCUAGGAGACCCAUCUGACUUUGUUCAUCUUCAUUCCUCUCUCAGCUUGCUCAUAAAGGACAAAAACCUUGAUAUCGGCGGCAAGAUUGAGCUCGCUAGAUCUUGUUCAAACUUGAUUGAGCACUCCCGAUCGGCCAUCGAUCGCAGCAUACCGCACAUCUACCUGUCGGCUUAUGCUCUAUAUAGUGCGAUCAUCUCUACGCCUCACAUACCAUCAUCACAUGAGCCGUAUGAAGUUCGCGGUAUCCGACGGCUGCCAGUUCUUGCACCAUCAAGUCUCGGCAUUCCCGGGCGUUUUGGCUCUCCCCAGGUCGAAUGUGCUGUUCUCUCGCCAGAUAAUGUUUGGAUGGUACUAGGCUUUGAAAAGGGGACACUCGAGGUCUGGAAUGCCCGCCAUCGGACGUUUGAGGGAUACAUCCGGGCAGUGCAUGGUGACGCUGUCACGGUCCUCGCGUUCAGUCCUGAUAGUGCUCAGUUUACGACAGGAUCGAAGACGGGUAUCAGUCUGAUCUGGAGUAUCGACUCGAAAGGCAAAGUCAAAGUCCGGCACCUACUUAUUCUUAACGGCCAUACAGCGAGGAUAAACUCCAUGGCGUUCUCGCCUGACGCUCGGUUCAUCGCAUCGGGCUCAUCUGACUGCACUAUCCGCCUGUGGAAUGCAAAGGAAGGCACAUACUUGAAUUCAGUGAGCUGCACAAGCGGCAUAUGCUCUGUGGUCUUCUCUCCAGAUGGAUCCCAGUUGGCAUUUGGCCUUUACAAUAACAUGGUCCACGUAUGGGACUCUCAAUUGCUCGAGCCAUGUUUCGCACCGCUCGCAGGACAUAGAAAGCAAGUGCACUCAGUCGCGUUCUCAAGCGAUGGAAAGACUAUCAUUUCCGGGGCACAUUAUGGAGCGAUCUACGUAUGGGACUCUUGGACAGGUGUCCUCAUGCAGAAGAGGCCAUGCAUCGGCCGCACAGAGGAUAUCACAUCCGUGUCUAUCUCGCCUGAUGGUCUCUACAUCGCAUCCGUUUCUUGGCAACACAACACGGUCUAUGUAUGGAGCACACAGGGCGCCGAGUCAGGCGGUCCACUCUUCACCAACAACACGACAGGGCGGGCAUUCGUGGCUUUCGCUCAUGAGGGUCAGAUCAUAUCUUCUUGUCGUUUUGGCACAGGGUUCAGCAGGAUGUACAGAGUGCGAAUCUGGAACAUCAACGAGCCCGGGCGGGCGACACGGAUGCACACUUUUGCGCCGGACACCUCGUUCGCACUCAGGGAUUAUCCGAACGACUCCAAUGGGGUUGUGACACGGGCGGAGCCGGAGGAGUGCCCAUUAUUACCUGCAUUCCGACUCGAACGAGACGGGUUCGUAAAGGACAUCACUCGUUCUCCGCCCAACCAUCUUAUCUUCAUACCGGAGCAGUUCCGCAAACGACUGUACCUCCCUCCCAUGACACACAUCUUCAGCCCUCACCCCACAUACCAACUCGAUUUGAGCGAUUUUGCGCACGGAACACGCUGGACGGAUAUUUUCCACGGAGACUCUCCUGGUGGCUCAGAGCCACAGAUCAGUAGCACAUGA
Molecule: messenger RNA, 4053 nt
Organism: Peniophora sp. CBMAI 1063
Lineage: Eukaryota; Fungi; Basidiomycota; Agaricomycetes; Russulales; Peniophoraceae
Source: the annotation of a GenBank genome assembly